Messenger RNA from Zygotorulaspora mrakii, 1776 nucleotides. RefSeq names its product polyamine transporter TPO1 (gene TPO1). Gene Ontology annotation, molecular function: transmembrane transporter activity. Gene Ontology annotation, biological process: transmembrane transport. The transcript has a single exon. The record is from RefSeq and is a predicted model, not a curated record. The coding region runs from base 1 to 1776 and encodes 591 amino acids. Lineage: Eukaryota; Fungi; Ascomycota; Saccharomycetes; Saccharomycetales; Saccharomycetaceae.
AUGGCUGCGUACUCUGAGGAAUCCAAUACCACUGAUCGCUCUGAGUCCAACGCAGAAGAGAAAGUCUUGACGAGAAACUCUGUGGGUUCAUCUGAGUCUACAGGGACACAUGAGGGAGAGGGUAGCGACGCAAGUUCGAUAAGCGCUGUGCCGGAAGGUGAGCCAGCUACGUUUACGGCUGCGGCCCGGACAGCUGUGAGCAGUGGCUACGAUAAUGCGUCUAUGACGUCGGCAGCGGAGAGCGAUAUCGCUGCGACGAGAAAACUGUCAAGAAUUCUGACAGGCUCGGUGGAUGAACAAGGGGGGGUAGAGGUAGAUUACAGUGAUUGUCCACCAAUGGGUGGUGAUAGGCCAUUCCCGCCAUCGCUGCCCAGCAAAGAUGCUUACGAGGUGACGUUCGACGGCCCCAAUGACCCAAUACACCCCUUCAAUUGGCCUAUGAAUAAGAAGAUUUUGACUUGUGUUAUCUUGGGUUUGAAUUGUAUAGCUAUUGCCAUGGGUUCAUCCAUUUUUGCAUCAGCAGUUAUUCAAAUUUGCGAGAUUUACCAUGUCAUCCAGGUGGUUGCUGUUCUUGGUGUUACGUUAUUCGUUAUUGGGUUUGCGGCUUCUCCAGUUAUCUACGCACCUCUGUCAGAAAUCUAUGGGAGAAGGGGUGUUCUCUGUAUUGCGGCUUUUGGCUAUGCGAUUUUCCAAUUUGCUGUAGCAACAGGUAAAGAUUUACAAACGAUUAUGAUUUGUAGAUUCUUUGGUGGUCUUAUUGGUGCGGCACCGAUGGCUGUUGUCCCUGCAGCAUUCGCUGAUAUGUUCGACACCAACCUCAGAGGUAAAGCUAUCUGUCUUUUUGCACUAGGUAUUUUUGUGGGUCCUAUUAUUGCACCCGUUAUAGGAUCCUAUAUCGUGCAACAUACCACUUGGAGAUGGCUAGAAUACGUUAUUGGUAUUUUUGCAUCGGUGGUUUGUGUUUCAAUCGUUUUGUUUUUCGAAGAAACUCAUCACCCAACUAUUCUAGUUAAUAAGGCAGUCAUGAUGAGAAAAAAAACAAAUAACUGGGGUAUUCAUGCCGCUCAUGAAGAUGUUGAAUUAUCCAUAAAGGAAAUUGUCCAAAAAACUGUUACAAGGCCUAUUGUGAUGCUUUUCACUGAACCAGUUUUGUUAUUUGUUUCAAUGUACAAUUCUUUUGUUUAUGGUAUUCUUUAUCUAUUGCUGGAGGCAUAUCCUAUUGUUUUCGUCGAAGGUUACGGCUUUAGAGUAAAUGGUGAAUUGCCCUAUUUAGCCCUGAUCAUCGGUAUGUUCUUUGGUGGUGCUUUGAUUUGGGUCUGUGAAAGAGAUUAUCUGAGAAGAGUGAGAAAGAAUGGUGGUUUGGUUCCAGAAGCGAGAUUGAUCCCAAUGGUUUUUGCCGGUGUUUCAUUUUCCAUUGGAAUUUUAUGGUUCUGUUGGACCGGUAACUACCAUAAUAAAGUUCACUGGAUGGUUCCGACCGUUGGUGGCUCCUUUAUCGGUUUUGGUUUAAUUGGCAUUUUCUUGCCAUGUCUGAACUAUAUUAUCGAAUCAUAUCUUCUAUUAGCAGCUUCUGCCGUCGCAGCAAAUACAUUUUUAAGGUCUAUGUUCGGUGCUGCUUUCCCUCUUUUCGCAGGUUACAUGUUUCAUGGUAUGGGAACAAAUUGGGCAGGUCUAUUACUCGGCUUAUUCGCUGCCGCAUUGAUCCCAGUGCCAUUACUUUUAUUAAAAUAUGGUAAAGGUAUCAGACAAAAGUCGAAAUUUGCAUAUUCCGGGUGA